AUGAGCUGGGCUCAACAACGAGAAGCGAUUAGAAUUGCAGCCGAGGCCGGGGUCAGGGCGAGGACCUCGGCGGCAGGCUCAGAAACCCUUCCUUUGACACACCACCACCUCCGCUACGCGAUGCUGAGCCGCCCGAACGGCGAGCUCACGAGGGCCGGCCAGUACUACUACCAACUGAUCGGCCGGCCGCCCCCCAGCCGGCAGUACGACCGCAACCAACCCCUCAUCCGCGAGGGCCCCAACGACUACAUCAUGAUCCGGGGCGGCGCCAAAAAGCUGCUCCGCAGCCUCCAGCCCAACGGGAACUACCACUUGACCAAGCUCGGGAAGAGCUUCUUCAAGGACAAGUGGGUCGACUGGGUGGUGCACGUGCCCGUCAUCAUCCGCGGCAUCCGGCGAAACGGCCGGAACCGCGGCAUGCGCUACGAGCGCACGAAGCGCCUGCCCGUCACGGACCUCAACGUCACCCUGUCCCGGCAGAGCGAGGGGCUCUCGGAUGCCCAAGCGGCCCGGAACCUCAAGGCGUCCGCGCUCGCACAGCUCGGGAACCCCGAGCCGAACGACAUUAUUUGGGAGCUGUCCGACGAGACCUACUACCUGGACGCAACGAGGGAGUGGACCUUCAGCCAGCAGGCCAUGCAGGUCGUAGACGACCAAGUGGUGCUGGACACCGUCCUGGAUCAGCCCCUAGGGGUUCUGCGGGAGGUCUCCUACCAGCUGUACUGCGGCGACGAGAUCCUCGAGUCCGCCUUCGAACAGCGGCCGGACAAGCUUUGCGUCCCUCGGCAGCUCGCGGAGCUGAUGCGGCUGCCGCUGCAGGAGGUGCUUUCGGACUUCGACGCAAUCUGCACCAAAAAAACGUGGCGGGAGCAGGGCAUCACCCCCCGAGAGAUCCGGGAAUUCUGCCUUUGGCGCCAGGCCCCGAUGUUCUACGUGGACUGCCAGGGCCGCCUGCUGGACAAGUACGAGCCUACCGUCAAGGAGCAGCGGGCCGUGGCCUUCACGAGCUGGAACGGCCACGCCUUCUUCUACAAAUCCGCCCGCACCGUCGCGAAGUGCGAGCCGAUCGGGGAGCGGGCCAGGUACCGGGGCGAGAGGAAGCCCGGCGAAACGCCCGAGUUCAAGCAUUGGCGGGAGUGGGAGGGCGAGGUCGCCAGCGGUCAUUUCUACACUGAAGACCUGGAGCAGGUCCGGAGGGAGCUCCUGGCCGAGGGGCACUGCCCGAAGGUGGUCAUGCGAAGCAUGAGCGAGUGGCGGUGCCUGCGGCUGAGGGUGCGGGGCGGCGAGGACUGCGUCAUCUCCACCUUCCACGAAGACCUGGAUGGGGCGGCUGGGGCUCCCCUAUUGCGGGCAGCGUCUGGCGGGCGCCGCGAGCGAGGUCUUCCUUCACCUUCUCAAGGCCCGCCGCGAUCCGCCCGGAUCUCGGCAAGCCCUGCUCGCGGAGCAGGACCACCAGUGCAAGCUCUGCGCGGCCCCCAUCACCGCAACCACGUGCGAGUUGGACCACAUCGUCCCCGUGCACCAGUCCUUCGCCGCACAGGCCCAGAACCUCCAGGCACUGUGCCUCGAGUGCCACCGGAACAAAACGGCCCUGGAGUCCUCGCACGCCACGACACUGGAGUCGCGCUUCAGCCGGCGGGCUUACGAGCAGUACGUGGAAUCGCCUCGACUCCCACCGCUCGUCUUCAAGCUCAACAGCCACAAGCCGGACCACAUCUGCCACGGUAUAGACGUGGUGCGGUGCCGCAAGAACGGUCUGGCCCAUGCCAAGUUCCCCGCGCCCAUCUUCUGCCCCAAGGACAACGUGGAGCAAGCCCGCGAAGGGCACCUGGCGGACCUGACCUACGUGAGGCUCCGGGAGGACGGGCGUUGGGCGGCGUUCAAGCAGCUCCCCUACGUCGGCCAGGGCUGGUACGCCAAGCCUGCGGUGGCCUACAUGCUGGAAAAGGGCCUUGCGACAUGGAGCGACUUCGUGUACAGCCUGGACGCCACGGCGCACGUGGACCAGGAGUCCGUGGCUCAGGCCCUGCAGAAAAUGGAGGCGGCUUGGCCGGAGGGAGAGGAGCACUACGCGAAGCUGUCGGUGAAUGCCCUCAUCGGGCUCUGGGCACGCAACAUGAACCUCAUCUACACCAUGCGCACCAGCAACCACCAGUUCGACGGGUCCGGGUGCCAGCACCGGGAGCUGUUCCUGGACGCCGCGGGCGGGAUGCACUGGGAUCACAUCUACGUGACCCAGUUGUUGUCCAACCGGAGCUGCCGGCCUGUGCACGACUUCGUGAUGGCCUCGGAGUACGUCGCCGUCGGGAUGCACUCGCAACCGUGCCGUCAAGGUACCUGAAGGCCGUUAAAACGGACUGCGUCGUCUUCCAGGACCUGCCCAAAAAGUUCCAGCGCCUCGUGGACAGCCUGGUCCGCGAAAGGCAUCCCGACGGCACGCCCGUGUACCGAUGCGAGGAGGUCAAGGGCCUCGAAGGCCAGUAUCGGAUCCCCCGAAUCGAGGCGGAGUGGAUGUGCAACAUUGACACCUGGAAGGUCGCGGAGGAGCUUGUGCUCCACUGCCUCGAGGGCGGGAGCCUGCUGCUGACCGGCUACCCGGGCACCGGGAAGACCCACCUGGCGCGCCAGAUCGUGACCGCCCUCCGGGAAGAAGGGUACAAGGUGAAGAUCAUCACGAAGACCCACUCCUCCGUGCAGAACUUUGGAAUGCAGGCGGAGACGGCCGACCACUGGGUGCGGAGCACCGUCCGGAACGGCUACUGCAACAUCGACUGGCUGGUGGUGGAGGAGAUUACGCAGCUCGACACGGGGCUGUGGAACGACAUCGCCUGCGUCUCCAUGAACCGCAAGGUCAAGUUCCUGCUGCUCGGCGACUUCCGCCAGUUCCCCGCCGUCAUGGACAACUUCGCGGGCACCCCGGUGCAGCGGGAGCUCAAGCACUGCCAGCUGCUCCACGACCUCACCGACGGCUGGCACCACGAGCUCACCGAGAACAGGAGGAGCGACCCGGGCAUCUUCGACUUCCUCCGGUGGCUCCGGGUCGACGAGCCCCGGGAGCAGUCCCUCCCGGAAGCGGUCCGGGCGGCCCGGGAAAGGUUUCCGCGGCAAGGCGAGCCCGAUGUCAGCCUGGGCGCGGGACAACCGUCGCCUGGCCCCGCCGGAAGCUGUGACGAUCGAGUACACCGGCACUGGCCCGACGACCACCAACAUGCCGCAGACCAUGCGGGUCUGGCCCGGCCUGAAGCUCAUGGGCGUCGGCGGCCGCGUGACCAAAGGCAUCUACGUGCAUGUGGCAGAAGUGGGCCCCGAGAAGAUCGUCUUGGACGGCGGCGACUCUUUCACCCAUGCCGCCCUCCUGAAACACACCCGGCUGUGCCACGCCAUCACCUACGCCUCGUGUCAAGGCCUGACGCUCGAAGGGCGGGUCUUCCUGUGCGACACCGAGAGCCCGCACUUCACCCUCAAGCACCUCUAUGUGGGGAGCAGCAGGGCCACCAGCAGCGAGCUCCUGAGCGUGCUCUAGAACGGACACUGAAAGGCCGGGGCUUCGGCCUCUCUCAGCUGCAGGUCCGUCACUUCCAUCAGAAGCCCGCACUGGCCCGACAUUAG
Messenger RNA from Symbiodinium natans, 3609 nucleotides. NCBI's taxonomy places the organism in Eukaryota, Dinophyceae, Suessiales, Symbiodiniaceae. The record is from the annotation of a GenBank genome assembly.